Molecule: messenger RNA, 2427 nt
Organism: Didymodactylos carnosus
Lineage: Eukaryota; Metazoa; Rotifera; Eurotatoria; Philodinida; Philodinidae
Source: the annotation of a GenBank genome assembly
AUGUAUCAAUCAAAAGCCCCGCUUAUGCUCUCUCUGGCCGUGAAUAUGCCAGCAAUUUUACCGGCAUAUGAAAAAAAAUAUAGAGAAGUGAUAAUAAAAACAAAAUUUAAGAUGGAUCCGAUAAUAACUAAAAUCACAUUAUUUAUGAUUAUCUAUAUAGAAAAGGAUAUACUUUUAAAUGAUCAAUGUUAUUAUACUGAAUUGUGUUCGACUGAAAAUCAAAAUGAAUUCUUUGUUUCCUAUUCAACAUUGAUCAAUAAAGACAAUUAUUAUUGUCAUACUAUUAAUUGUUCGUGUCGUAAAAAAAUUGCCAUCCUUUGUAAACAUGCAAAUAAUGAUUGUAAGAAACAAAAUUAUUUAUUCAUUUAUCGACAAGUUAAAUCAAAUCAACGUAUCUAUUUGACAAUAGAUCAACAAAAUUCAUCGGUAGUUUUAUUAGAAGAUAAUGAAUUAGAUAUAAAUGCUGAUAUAUUACGUAUGUGUUAUGAGAAAUAUUUACCCACUAUAUUAGCUCAGCAUUCACAAAACAAAUUAGUCGAAUCUUCACGUUAUUCUGAACCAUCGUUCAAUAUUAAAGAUACGCAAGAGACAUUGUUUGACAAAUAUUCAAAAAAAUUAAUUAAUUUUCUGUUAAGACAAAGUUUAUUUACAAAAGCAUUAGUCGCCAUGUAUGACACAAUUCAACAAGCUCGAAAUGAUCAGUUCUGUUUAAGACGACGUACAAAAGUCGGUUAUUUAUUAAUGAAUAUAUUUGUUGGUCUUCUAUGCUCCGUUUUUCUACUUCGAACCAAUAGUACUCAAAAUCUCUCGCAUGAUAUGCUGUAUUAUUCUCAAGAAUUAACAACACGACUUAAAACUAUUUUACAUUGGUUAAUGCAUGCACCAGCUGGUCUAAAAUUGAAUCAACCACUCGUUGAUUUUUUGGUACGAUUUUAUUUUUAUCAUAUUUAUUUGUGGUCACAUUAUUUAGAGGCCCUCGUUUUAGUUUUGCCAUAUUUAUUGAAUAUAUUUAUAUUUGUGUGUAUGUUCGGUGUCACAUUGGCAAUUGGAAUUAUUUGUGAUUUUAUUCGUUUGUCAACAAUUCACUUGUACUGUUUUUAUAUUUAUUCUGCAAGACUUUUCAAUUGGCAAAUUCGUUUAUUAAUUAUUUUAUUUCGAUUACUAUGUGGUAAAAAGAUAAAUCCAUUGAGAAAUAAUCGUUUAGAUUCUCAUUUAUGUGAUAUUGAUCAAUUAUUUAUUGUCACAUUGACUUUUACAAUCUUACUCUUUUUAUUACCUAGUGUAUUUAUGUAUUUUAUUGUAUUUACAUCGGUAUGGUCAAUAACUGUUUUCAUAAUUAAACUGACUCAAUGGAUUGAUCAAUUAUUAUUAAAUAUUCCGGUCUAUGAAAUAUAUCUUUAUUUGACUGAAUCUCAGAUAAUACGAGGUAUGAUAAAUAAAUUUUUAAUAAAACGUCAUAACAAUGAUAUGAUUAGACUGUUCAAUCGUUAUGAUAUUGGUCGUCAAUUGGGUAAAGGAACAUAUGGUAUUGUAAGAAAAGCGUACGAUUGUGUUGAACAACAUUCUGUAGCAAUUAAAUGUAUUAGUUUGAAUAAUGAAGGUAUACCAAGUACAGCAUUGCGUGAAAUAAGUCUAUUACGUGAAUUAAAACACGUAAAUCUUAUUGAAUUAUAUAAUAUUGAAAUUAAAAAAGAAACACAACAAUUAUACAUGAUUUAUGAAUAUAUGGAAAUGGAUUUAUAUGAAUACAUGAAAAAGUAUUGUCAACAAUUACCAGAAAAUGUAUCAAAAAGUUAUCUAAAACAAUUGUUAAAUGGUAUUAAUUAUUGUCAUAAUAAUAGAAUAUUACAUCGAGAUUUAAAACCACAAAAUAUUUUAAUUAAUUGGAAUGGAUAUUUAAAAUUGGCUGAUUUUGGUUUAGGAAGACAAUUUCAAUUGCCAAUGAGAAUGUAUACACAUGAAGUAAUUACACUUUGGUAUCGACCGCCAGAAAUUCUAUUAAAUGCACAAAAAUAUUCAACAAGUGUUGAUUUAUGGUCAAUUGGAUGUAUUUAUGUUGAAAUAACACAUAAUCGACCUCUAUUUCCUGGUGAUUGUGAAAUUGAUCAAUUAUUUCGAAUAUUUCGUACACUUGGAACACCUGAUGAUAAUAUAUGGCCAGAUUUUUCUAAAUUACCUGAUCAUAAAAAUGUCUUUCCAAGAUGGACACCACAAAAUAUGAAAUGUAUAUUGACAGAAAUGGAUGAUGAUGCACACGAUUUAAUAAUGCAAAUGUUAAUCUAUGAUCCAGAAAAACGUAUACCAGCACAUAAGGCUUUAGAACAUAUUUAUUUACAAAAUACACAAUUAGUUGUACCUCCAAAACUAGAAGAGUAUGAGAUAAUUGAUAAUGAUACAAAAACAGAAUCUAUAGACGAUUUUUUUUGA